Meloidogyne enterolobii is the source of this 282-nucleotide messenger RNA. The record is from the annotation of a GenBank genome assembly. NCBI's taxonomy places the organism in Eukaryota, Metazoa, Nematoda, Chromadorea, Rhabditida, Meloidogynidae.
UAUGGUCUACAACUUUCUUUAUGGUUUCAAGAAAUGCUUGAAAGUAUAGGAAAAAGGAUGAAAAAGGGAGAAUUUUCUAAAGGAGAAAAAAGUUCUGCAGGGGUUUUGAAGAAAGAAUUUAAAGAAAUAAGAGAAGAGAGUUUCCGAGCAUUUAUGUUUUUGCCGUUUAAAGAAGAAUUUACUAAUUGGCUAAAACAUAUGCAUUAUGAAAAUUUAAAUGAAAUAAUUUUUAGUAAAACUGAUUAUGGAGAAGAAUUAAGAAUGAGGGCAUUAGAAGGUUAA